AUGGCCACCGAAAGCAGUCCGCCAGUGCGGUACGUCUCCUAUCCUCGACAAGCAAAAGACCUGGCAAUGGGCGUGCAUCCUCUCUCUAGAUACGUGCCCCCUCUGCUGCUGCUCGCAGAUGCGUUUCUCACGAGUUUGAUCAUUUACAAAGUCUCCUACACGGAAAUUGAUUGGAAAGCAUACAUGGAGCAAGUUGAACAAUAUGUGAAUGGUGAGCGCGACUACACGAAGAUCAAAGGCGGUACGGGUCCACUGGUGUACCCAGCUGUGCAUGUCUAUAUUUACUUGAUUCUGUAUCAUUUUACGGAUAAGGGAAGAAAUAUUCUAGUCGCGCAGAGGAUCUUUGGAGUGCUUUAUUUGGCGACUUUGGCUGUUGUGAUGGCUUGUUACAGGAGGGCAAAGGCACCGCUCUAUAUCUUCCCGAUGCUGGUUAUGUCGAAACGGCUACAUAGUAUCUUCGUUCUCCGACUGUUUAACGACUGCUUCGCCGUCUUCUUCCUCUGGGUGGCUAUCUACAUGUUCCAACGACGCAUAUGGACAAUCGGGGGCCUAUUAUACAGCCUGGGAAUUGGAGUCAAGAUGUCUUUAUUGCUGUCCCUCCCAGCUGUGGGAGUUGUACUCUUCCUGGGGAGAGGUCUCCAAGGAAGUCUCAAGCAAGCCUACCUUAUGGCACAACUACAGUUUGUUAUAGCUUUCCCAUUCUUGCCGGAAAAUCCAAUGGGGUAUCUUGGCAGAGCUUUCGAGUUCUCAAGGGUUUUCUUGUUCAGAUGGACCGUCAAUUGGAGAUUCCUCGGAGAAGAGACAUUUUUGAGCAAGGAGUUCUCAUACUCGCUGCUAGUGGGACAUGCCAGUACGCUACUGCUGUUCGUAACAACGAGAUGGCUCAAGCCUGCAGAAAAGCCAUGGUCGGAACUGAUUAGAAAUGCUCUGAAAUUCCAGGAGCCAUGCGGAAAAUUGCAGCAUGCUGUUUCCAUUCGAGUCUCUCCGAACUACAUCUUGACGACAAUUCUUACAGCCAAUGCUAUUGGCAUGUUAUUUGCUCGGUCCCUUCAUUACCAGUUCUAUGCCUAUAUCGCAUUGGCUACCCCAUUUCUGCUCUGGCGCAGUGGCAUGCACCCAAUAUUCCAGUAUGGUUUAUGGGCAGCUCAAGAAUGGGCCUGGAAUGUCUACCCAAGUACAGAUGUGAGCUCAAAGGUUGUGGUUGGUGUACUAGCUGCCACUGUGAUGCGAAUGUGGUGGGGCACUCGGACGGAUUUCGUGAGCCCGAAAGGCGAAGGAGCUGCGAGUAAGAAGUUCGCUUGA
Messenger RNA from Cadophora gregata, 1302 nucleotides. Its product is annotated as dolichyl-P-Man:Man(5)GlcNAc(2)-PP-dolichol alpha-1,3-mannosyltransferase. The record is from RefSeq and is a predicted model, not a curated record. Lineage: Eukaryota; Fungi; Ascomycota; Leotiomycetes; Helotiales; Ploettnerulaceae. Gene Ontology annotation, cellular component: endoplasmic reticulum. Gene Ontology annotation, molecular function: dol-P-Man:Man(5)GlcNAc(2)-PP-Dol alpha-1,3-mannosyltransferase activity. The transcript is spliced from 3 exons. The coding region runs from base 1 to 1302 and encodes 433 amino acids.